CAUUUCAUUCUUCUUAUUAUUAAUUAUGUCUUAUUUUAUUAACAUGUUAUUGUUUUAUCAUCAUUUAAUUUUUGAUCUUUACAACUUAUUAAUCCUUUAACCUUCUGUCAAUCGCUUGUCAAGCACUUUGAAUGACAAGUGAUUUGUUUGAUAUAUAAUUCAGUUUGAUUGAACAGAAAAAAAUAACCAAUGACCAAUGCCGACGUUUUUACUGAGGGGGUACAGCUUCAAAUGUUUUGCCGAGAAUUUAAUUUUGCACUGUUGAGUACAAACUGCCUCUGGUGAGGUGCUGCCGUAGGAGCUACUUGUAGAAGCUAACACACCUCCCAUUCAAGGUGCCAUUCAUGUAAGACCUCACAAACAGCCACCUGCUGCGAUGCUGUGGCUGUAGUGUUUGCUACAACUCAAGAAAAAUAUGUGUUUAAAAUUUUGCUUUUACAAGAGUUAUUACAUUUCAUGAGGCAUUAUAAAUCCGCACAGUGAUGUACUUAUGGAUCUGAAGCUCCCUCUCCUUCUCUGAAACUGCAGCCAUGUUCAUACUGUGUGCAUAGAGCACAGUGGGUGGAGCCAUCAAAGAAUAACACUGGCAUAGAAUAUCUCCACAGUCACUGAGUAAACAGAGGGUCGACCAGCUUCCAUUGAAACCAGUAUCACAUCAUUAAAUCACAUCAUUUAAUUGUGUUUGGACGGCUUUUUUGUAACGUUGGCACCGUGCUCGGUGGCCGCCUGCUGCAGCAGCUCCCGUUGUGUUUUCUUGUAAUUGCAUCUUUUUGUCACUUUAUUCUUUUGUCUAUGUGUGUCUUUCUUGGUCAUUGUCCUAAAGACUUAGUGGCUAAAUGCUGUUUUUAAACUUUUUUAUAGGCUUGUUCUUUGUUCUGUUAUAUUUAGUACUUUACUGUGUAAUCUAGUACUUUAUUAUUUAUCAUUUACUUUAGGAGUAUGUACAGUUUUAGUACAUGUUAUAUUUAUUACAUUCUAUUUUGAGCUCUUUUAAUUCUUCGUAUCUGCUUUAUUGCUACUUUGCUCAUCCAUCCAUCCAUCUUUCUAUCUAUCUUUUUACCCAUCUCUCCAUCUCGAUCUAAAUGUGUUUCCUAGCCCCCUACCCAAGACUUCACUAUCACAUCUGAAUGUCUAAACCUAACUUUAACUAACCUUACCUCAAACUGACCAUGAGUCUUAACCUCUUUACAGCCAUUUAAACUUCCUGGGGUCCAUCACUUUGAUCACCACAGACCUGUCGCACCCCACAAGUGAAGUCUCACUCCCAAGGUGUCUCAUAUGGACGCUUGGUCACGACCCCUUGGCAUCAUUUAGAUUUCCAAUGCUCUCUGCUGCAUUGAAAGAUGACACAUGAGUGGAGCACAUAAAUGGGACAUUAUAUUUUUGACGUCAUUGUGAUUUCCUUUUGGUUUUUUCAGUCAUUUCUGACCAAGAGUAGUGAGAAGUGGACUGCAGAUGUAAACUAGCUUUAAGCUAACUCUGGUACAAUGCAUCAAAUGGCAACAUUUAUGUUUAAUAUUGUACAUGGUCCCUUUACAAAUUACAAGAAAUAACCAAGACUCUAAUCUUGUCUUUACCAAUGGGCUUUUGUUUCCUAAACCUAAUAACACACAGAGCUCUGGAUAUAAACCCAGGUUACUGGUGUGACUGUUGUGUGCAACGAUGACGUAAAUCUCCGAGCCGGCCAACUCCUUUCAAAAGAGCUUUCAGACUAAAAUGAUGUUUUAAGCUUGCUCCGCUGGUACUACACCGCUAAACAAAGACCGUCUUUACCCCCCACAGUUACAAUCCUAAACCCAGGAGGCUUAAUGGGCUUGCACUACCUGAAUGCUUUAUACACUGCAUGUUUGAGUAGAAAUGUUUGAUAGAACACCAGUGCCCUCUGUCAGCCUCAGCCAGGAUUUCACAUAUUUCAUGUUUUUCUCCUGCAGGUUAAUUAUGCUUAUGAGGACGUUGCAUUUUUUUCUGAGUCUAUUGCAGUGUUGCUUUCUCUCAUGACAACAGCACUGUGGUUAACAUUGAAACAUAUUUUCGAUUGUGAAUAUUCCAUAAAAUCAUAUAUUGACAAAUACUGUUUGAUUUUUGAGUUUGGUCUAAACAAGUAUUUCACAGCCCUGUCUCAACUUGAAAUGAAAACAAAUCUGUGAUUAUAAGACAGUGUUUCUCAGUCAACAGUUCUUCUCUUAACCUUUGGUUGAGCAUCAUUUGAAACCACAUUUAACUUAAAACCGUCUCAGCUUUAACGACACUGUAAAUAUUUUUGUUUUUUGUUUAAACCGAACCAACUCAUGCUCUUAAUUUUACAUUUAACAAAAGAAAAUCAGGAUUGUGUAAAUUAAGCUAGAUACAAAUGUUUCUGGGAGGUGCAUUUUCAGUUGUAGGUGUAAGGACACGACAAGUUACCACAUGUUCGUGAUAAAUAAGCCUGUGGGUGUGCAGGCAUUGUGAGGUGAAAAGGUCUUGAGGCACCUUCUAGUCUUUGUUCUUGUGUGUGAAACUGAAAAUGGAUUGUGGGAAAAGAACUUUGUGUAGUCUGUGUUUGCCUGUUUUCUUCUCCACUAUAUGAAACAGUGACAUCUUGAGCUAUGAGCCGUUGCACAUAUACUCAUUCCCAUGUUCACACAUUUGACUGAUGCAAGUUUGUAUCACUGGUGCAAAUGUCAUCUCUGAUCUGCAACCUACUGAACUAAGUACUGUACUUCUUUUUUAUGGUCUGCAAUUGUUUGUGUUUUGUAUCAAACUGGAGUCAAUGAAUUGACAGAAAACGAAAUAAGCCUGAAACAAAAUCUUAUAAUCUUGUAGUUUGUCUGUGGAGAGAAAUUUAGAUUUUUCCCCUAGAACAUUUUUAUGUGACUUUUAAGACAGAUGAUUGAUGGCUACAUUUCAGGUCAAGUCACACAUGUAUUUCACUAUUCUUGUAUACUAUGAAAUGCCUGUCAUGGGAUUUCCUCGUGAUUAGUGUUUGUUUUUUUCCGCUUCAUCACACGGUAAAGCUGUUGAACCAGUUUUCUCACAUGUGAAUGUCAUUUGGUUUCAUGGGACUAAACAGGUGAGACAUCAACUUUCUAUUCCUAAAUGUUAGUAUUGUAAUGAAAGAUAGAUGGAUAUUUGGACAGAUUGAUAGAUGGUAAGAUAAAAUAAUAAAUUGAUUGAUGCAUUUUUAAAACUUUCAAUUCAGCUGGUUUUUGUUCAUUAGAAAAUUGUUUCAUUUCCCCUCCCUAAGUAUUGAUUAAAAGUAUUUUUCAUAGAACCAUAUUUUAUAAAUAAUGCUAUGGUUAAAAAAAGGUCUUUCUUAUUGUUAAUAGUGGUGUGUGUGUGGGGGUGGGGGGCAGGUAUGAGAAGAAAAUAGCUAAAGGAAGAAGAUACUGAAGAACUUUCAGUGUUUGCUGUAGUUAAAAAAUCCAGACAGACUCUUUUAUAUUUUCGUAUUUCUCAUAAUGUCUUUGGUUUGGAGGAGGUCUGAGAAAUGACACAUCUGGCGACACUGCACUGUUACCAGAUGUGUUUGAAUUGACUCUGUCAGCACACAGACACCAGGGGGCACCAUUCAGCAGCUGAUCUGUGUCUUUUGGUUGAGGAUACAGAGAUAUUUGGAAAAGAUAUAGAAACAUAUCUUUGACUUGUCAGUGGCUCUUUAGUCUCAGUAUAUCAGAUUACCCACCACCACCAGAAGAGACUGCACAUUUACAUGGCCCCAGGAGUCUUUACGGAGGGAGCUAAAGGAGAAGUGAUCUACAGCAAUGUGCAGCAUGACAUGACAUCACACCACACUGGAAACUAAACACGACAUGUGAAUGGAAAUGAGAUGUUUGAGGGCCCUGAGGACCAACACAAUCUGGAGCUCUUGGACCCAGUGCGUCACAGGAAAUACCAGUGUGAUAUCACUGGACGGAAUAGGUCAUUUUGACUUUUUCGUUUCUUGAAAGGGAGGUGGAGACAACUCAACCAGCCCCUCCCUCCCUUGGUCCUGGACUGAAAUCACCGACUCUCUUCGCACAGGGGAGACACUUGAAGGACUCCCUAAGCACUUGAGAUGGAGGCUCCCGAUGGCCACUGUGCAAGUAACGGCCAAUGCUCUCCUGGUAAGGAAAACGCAAGAGUUUUAGUGGACAUGUCAACACCUAAUGGAGAGACAGAUCAUCAGGGUCCCAAUUCCCCCUCUGAACUGAAUAUUAAGCAAGAGGAAGACACAGCGGAGGAAACUGACGACAGAAGCCCAGCACUUGAAGAAAUAAGCCAAACAGGGGAUGAAGUAGUCGUAUUGGAGGAAUCCAUGGCCGGCAGUCCGAGCAACGCCCAGGAUGGAUUAUCUGAGCUGAACACGACGGCUGAUUCAGGAAGUCGGCAACCAAAUGGUGAGAGGCCAUUCCAGUGCAAACAGUGUGGUGUCUCGUUCACUCAGAAGGGAAACCUGCUGCGACACAUCAAGCUGCACACGGGCGAAAAACCGUUCAAAUGCCCCUUCUGCAGCUACGCCUGCCGGCGGCGCGAUGCCCUCACUGGUCAUUUGCGAACUCACGCUGUUGGCAAACCGCACAAGUGUAACUACUGUGGGAGGAGCUACAAGCAGCGCACGUCUUUGGAGGAGCAUAAAGAGAGAUGCCACAGUUACCUGCAAGGUAUCGGCCUGGAUCCCACUGCCCACACCGGCCCUUACACAGGUGAAGGUCCUAAAGAGCCGAGGGCCAUGGCAGAGGCGAACGCCAUGGCAACGUUCGAUAGGCCGCCCGUUAUUGAGAGGCUGCAUAGCAACGUGGGCAAGAGGAAGAGCACCACGCCUCAGAAGUUUGUAGGUGAAAAGAUGGUUCGCUACAGCUACCCUGAUAUAGGCUAUGAGAUGGGCAUUAAGUAUGAAAAGCAGGCUGAGCUGAUACCUGCCCACAUGAUGGACCAGGCCAUCAGCAAUGCUAUCACAUACCUAGGAUCGGACAGCCUUCGGCCCAUGCUCCACCAUACAGGGCCACCUCUCUCUAUGGCCGACGUGGUGCCCAUGGUCAACCCCCUCUACCACCAUGUCCUGCCAAUGGGCCAGCGAACAGAGCAUCCGGGAAACUGUGAUUCGAUGCCACCACAUCGGCCUCAGUCCCAUAACUUCCCCGGCCACCCCACCUCAAAUGGCCCCACUGCUCUAACCAGGCAGGACAAGCCACCCCGGUCAGGGCACGAGGAAUCACCCAGCAACAGCGGAGCGGACUCUGCUGACUCGGCUCGGAGCAGCCCUCAGGAGAGGCAGGCCUACCAUGGGGUCAACCCCCCUCCUGGCCUCAGGUCUCGGGUGAGUCCAGCGGUGAUAUGCUCAGGUGAGCGGAUGACGGAACCAUCACAGAGAGGGGGGAUGGGGACUGGGCUGAUGCGAGUGGCCGCAGAGAGGCCCGUGAGCCAGAGAGGGGUGCGGGUGUUUGCACGAGAGGGGCAGGAGUUGCGGGCCUUCCAGUGCAGGCACUGCCAGGUGCUGUUCCUGGACCAUGUUAUGUACACCAUCCACAUGGGUUGCCACGGUUACAGAGAUCCACUGGAGUGCAACAUCUGUGGUCACCGCAGCAAAGAUCGCUACGAGUUCUCCUCUCACAUCGUCCGUGGUGAACACACCUUCCAGUGAAAGGAUGCGUGGGAAUUAAGAGGACGACAAAGAAGGGAAAGGAGCAAUAGCCUGAUAUCCAUCCUUCUCCCCCGACCUCUGAGACUGCACAGCUGAAGAGCACUGUAUACAAGUGUAGCACAAUCAAAGACUUCUUUUUAAGCUACUUAUUGUGAAUCAAUCAUAUGAAGGUAUGGGCCAAAGACACAUUUUCUACAUAUUUAAUUAAUAAUUAAAUAUAGAAGAAGGAAGGUAAGUUCGUGUAUUUUGUAUAAAGCAGCUGUCAAGAUGACUUUGACUAUUUUUUCUCUUUGGAAAUGUCUCCUUUUCUCCUUGUUCCUUCAACACCUUGUGGGCUUCAUGUGGUGGACGAGAUUAAAGUUGUUUUGUUCAGCACCAGUGACAUGAGUCAAGUAUAACAAUACUUCUAGUCUUAAUUCUAAAAAUAAAUGAAUACAAUAAAUAAUAAUAAUAAUAAUAAUAACAAAGGUAGUUAUUAAUAAUACUAUUAUUAUAUUGAAUUGGGCAACUUUUUGUGGCGUAUUUUACAGCCUCUGUGUAGUUUUCUUUUUUGUCCAUGACAUCGCUUUGGCCAGUAAUGUUUUCUCUUUAAACAACAAUGUGAUGGUAUGGAUAACUGGUGCUGUGUUGGGCGACCAAUUGAAAGGAAUCGUUCAGAGAAGUCUGAGGCUUCAGGUGAAAUCUAGGAAAAGUGUUGGUACAAGUAGCAAAUGAGUAAACACACACAAAAAACAGUUUUACAUCAACAAUCUACAAUUUGUAUAUACAUAUAUUUGCCUAUUGCUAAAUGUUAUCAGUGCAUAUUUGAUCUAAUUGUGAAUUUGAAGCUGAAGUCAAGAAAGCCACAACUACCUCUCAGCAACCACUUUGAGAUGAGCAGAUGAUGUGAGAGCCUUCAUUGAUACAUUUUUACAUCUCGACUUACGUACUUUUUUGUACAUUAGGGCUUUUUUUCAAUCACAAAUCAAGCAAAAAUAAAACAUUUCAAUUUUCACUGGCUGGUACAAACCUUUUGGUGCCACUAAUAUCAACCUUGACUUUAGACAAGAGGCUUUUUCUCGUGGAAAUUAUUUAGAUUUUGUGUGUUGUGUUGAAUGUAGUCAAAUACAAUAGACAAUUUUCUAAAUAAAUCCAAGAUUUAAAAGAAAUUCAUUAAAUAUUUCAAUAAUCCCACAAAGUUACAGAAUUUAAAUUGUCAUAUAUUUGUAAAUCAAAUCUUUUUUACCUAAUAGACUAACUUCUAUUACGACUUAUUUCUCUCCACCGUCAUCAUCCUCUAUUCAGUUUGCACUUAAAAGGUUGAAUUGUUGAUGAAGAAGCAAAAUCCCAUUGAAAGGAUAGAACACACAGUGUAGCCUCAUGGUUAUUUACCUUGAAUCAUGAUUACUUGUGGGCUGUGUUGCUUGCAGUGUUCGGAACCAGCUCAGUCGUGUAACUUUGAGUAUCCCAGUUCGUUUGAAACUGGCAGCCGGGGGGGGGGUGUUAAAUAACUGUUUUCUUUUGAUAACUUUAUGAUGGUUUCUGGGAAUGGAAACCCCUUAAAGGUACCUCACUUUAUGCCAUAGGUCUGACUCUUUAAUGUUGUUUUAAGUUGAACUGGUUUGUGUGAGUGUUGUGGCUCUUUUUUCAGGGUAUUGGGUAUAGAAACGGGUUCGGUCGGCCUUCUUGUUGUCAUUUUCUACUUCGUUAAAUACCUGCUUAUAUGUGUGGUUUGAAUGCCGUCUCUCAUCCUAUUUGUACCUCACGACAAACACAGCAAAACAUCACAGAGCAGCUUUGUCCUUGGCACCUUCAAAUGUUGCCUUGCACAGCUCGAAAUGAGGCUGAACGCUUAUAAUGUAGUAGGAAGUGAGAGAAUUCUUCGUGUGUAUUUGCAUGAUGCCGGUUUUAAUAUCAACAUGAUCUUGUUUGGCUGCUCAUUCUCCGCUCGUCACAGAACACUUGAACCUUUCCUCACCCUUUGAAUCUUGCUCUUUUCGCAAUGCUGCCACAUUAAUGUACGACCUUUAACAGGCGGCACGAUCGAGAGGAAUCGUGAGUUACCGCAUAGUUCUAUUCUAAAGGCACUUCCAAAAAACUGGUAGCAUUCCUAGUCACCUCUGUGAACCUGCUCCAACAUUAAAAGCUCGUGCAUGUAACACGGAAAUGACGAGUGGGGGAUUUUCACAUUGUCCAAUCGUUCUGCAGUAUGUUGAAGUAUUCAGAUUUUGACCACAGGGUCAGUUGCAGCUCCUCCAGAGUUACCAGCUCUGCUAUUGAGAGGACUCGGACAGUGGACUAUGCACUCUAUGUUACAUUGAAGUGUAGGUUGAGUGGAGAACCAUCCGUGACAGAACACACAGCUCCUUUUUUUUUUUAAAAGAACAAUAUUGAGGUUGCACAUUGGGAAAUAAGACACCACACAGGCUUUGCUCCGCUGUCUGCUGCACACGUUCUCUUUGAUCGUCACGUCGGGUCCCCAUCGAGGUUUGACAUUAUUCAUUUGACACUGGUCGCUUCUUAAACAUAACAAACACUUGUUGACUCUCUAGCGUUAAACUCAGCGAUCCACUUGUCGAUGUUCGAUAUCUACUUUUGAUCAGAAGGCAGCUUUUUCUCUGUUUACAUUUUUGCUUAUCCUUUGCGUGAAUGGUGCCCAGCUGGCAUAAAAUACGUGCUGCCUGUAUCGGCACUGGAAAUUGUUUACAACUCGCAGCUGUAAUAUUGACUCUAUACAUUUGUCUACUAUAUUAAUAAUGUAUGAAUCAAUCAAACAAAAGAUAUAUAUAUAAUCACAUGAAAGCCCUAUCCGUUCAGACAGGGGUCCUCCCAAAAGAACAUAUCUUUUGAAUUAUCCCAAGGUAAAACCAAGGGAUUCAAAUUUUUCUAUUUAUAAUUAUUUACUCAGUGAGCCCUCAUGUCCUAUGAAUGUGGGCGUUGUCACCCUAAUUUGUCAUUUAAUUUGUACAUAAAUAUGUUCCCCAUGUUAAUGUUGUUAUCAGACAUCCUUUGCAGCCAUAUGAACAAAAACAAUUAAAAAAAAAAAAGAAGGUCUUCUGUCAGCUCUCCUUGUCGGUGAGGAGUUUACUUGAAAAUCGAAAUCAUUGGUGUUGCUUCACACGGCGGGGGGAUGUUUUCCUUUUUGUACAUUUUGAAAGUGAAUGUGCUAAAUGUCUAUUUUUCUGCUGAAAUGUUCAUACAAAUAGUGAACUUUGUGUGUUUUUUUAAGUUGAAAAAUGUUUACAAAAAUGUAAAAGGCAGGGUUCAGGUAUAUUGUAUUUUUUAAGAAAUAAUAUAUGACCGGUGUAUAUUUUGACUUUAUCAAAAGAUGCGUGCCGAUUGAUCAUCUCUGAUGUUGACGACAAUUUUCUGAUGUGAGGGCUCUCAGGUAUUUGCAUAGGUUGUGAAUUUUCAUGUCCUACAAUAUGUGAUUUAUUUAUCAAAAAAAAAGAUGCACAUGAAUUAAAAUUCUUUGAUCAUUUCUCUUGACUUAAAUCAGUCCAGUACUGAAUGUGGUGAAGGACGUUGGAGGAUUGUUCAGCCCCUGUUUUUUUUUUUAUUUUCAUCAUCAGUAACAGUACAUGAAGACACACUGCAGUGAAGAAUACAAUGUAUAUUUUGGAGGCAUGGGUUUCUCUCUAUUAAAGACAUGAUUUUACUUCUUUUCCUGUUUUGUGAAUUUUGAAACAGGAAGUGAGACAUAUUGUUGUAUAGUUUUCUUCAAAACAUGCAAACUGUAUCUUACUUGCAAUUAAAAGAUUUUAUUGUGAAAAAAAA
Molecule: messenger RNA, 9355 nt
Organism: Hippoglossus stenolepis (Pacific halibut)
Lineage: Eukaryota; Metazoa; Chordata; Actinopteri; Pleuronectiformes; Pleuronectidae
Gene: ikzf2
Product: IKAROS family zinc finger 2
Exons: 11
Coding region: 4034-5599 (521 amino acids)
Biological process (GO): regulation of transcription by RNA polymerase II
Molecular function (GO): RNA polymerase II cis-regulatory region sequence-specific DNA binding; DNA-binding transcription factor activity
Source: RefSeq, a predicted model, not a curated record